AUGAACACGGAGAAAGCGCUCAGUGUUCAGUGCUCAGAUUGAGCUCUGUGAGGUUCGGAUAUCUGUCAACUGAGAUUUUAGUAAAUUUUCUGGAAUUUAGUUUUCUUGUACAACUACUAUAAUCAGUUAUUAGCGACGUGGUUCAUAGUUAAUGUCACCUACAGACUCACUAGAUGUCGCUAUCAUCUGUUUACGGCUCUCCUCUGUUACCUCACGUCCGCUUUCAGUUUCGUUAGCAAGCUGGCUAACAGUUACCACACAGCUCUUCUGACCUCUCUGUGCUUCUGCUAAGUGUACUGAAAUAGAGAAGUCCGUUCGUGUGCUGCUGCUUCGAGUUAUGUUUUUGAGAGAGUGCCGCAGUGAAGAGCCCUAAAACAGUUUAGUGCGAGUCAUGGCCACGCUGUGCGUCCAGAGACUGAGGUGUCCACUGUUUAAACCACUCAUUCUCAAUAAGUCUUACAGCAGCCUGGUCCUGCAGUGGAGGACAGGAUUCACACCUUCAGAGCUGUCAAACAGGAGAGGCUGCCGACUGUUCAAUCUUACCUUUACAUGCAGAACACCACGAUUAUCCACUGUAAGAACACUGUCUGCUGUACCUCCACCUCCCUCAUCUGAUGGGAACAAAUCUACAGACAAGAAGACUGGUCCAGUGACAUGGAAAUCUCUCGCCAUCACAUUUGCCUUUGGUGGGGCUCUUCUUCUGGGGAUGAAAUACUUUAAAAAGGAGAAAGAGGAAAUGCUUGAGAAAGAGAGGACAAAGUCUUUGGGUAAACCAGCUCUUGGAGGCCCAUUCUCACUUGUCGAUCACAACAAAAAGCCUUCGAAAAGUGAAGACUUCUUCGGCCAGUGGGUUCUGAUCUAUUUUGGCUUUACACAUUGUCCAGACAUCUGUCCUGAUGAAUUGGAGAAAAUGAUUGCAGUCGUGGAUGAAAUUGAUAGGAUAAAGACACUCCCAGAUCUAACACCAAUUUUGAUCACAAUUGAUCCAGAAAGGGAUACACCAGAGGCUUUAGCAACAUAUGUCAAAGAGUUCUCCCCCAAGCUGAUAGGCUUGACAGGAACUACAGAACAAAUUGAACAGGUCUCCAGAGCCUACAGAGUUUACUACAGCCAGGGUCCAAAAGAUGAAGACAACGACUACAUUGUUGAUCACACCAUCAUUAUGUACUUGGUGGGUCCUGAUGGCAAGUUCGUGGACUAUUACGGACAGAACAAGAAAGCAGCUGAAAUCUCCUCCUCCAUUGCAUCACACAUGAGGAAACACAGGCAGACUAAGUAAUAUUCUUUGACACUGGAGCUUACCUUAAAGGAUGAUAAGUGCUCAAAGCACAUUCCUGCAGUACCUCUCUCACACCUUAUUUUCCAACAGAAUGUUCUGGACUUCAGAACAUUCUUACGUUUUUACUUCUAAGUAAAAUUAACUAUUUAUUAUGUUACACCCUUACUUUUAUUAAUCAGACUGUUGUGCAGGUUUCUCUCCAGCUAAACUGUUCAUAAUCAGUUUAUAGUGAACACAAAUAUGAAUGAUUUGAGUUGUAAUACAGUUUUUUUUAAAGGGUAUCCAAUAAAAUAAGGUGUUUAAG
This is a messenger RNA of Colossoma macropomum (tambaqui), 1583 nucleotides long. It is a transcript of the gene sco1, whose product is annotated as protein SCO1 homolog, mitochondrial. The transcript is spliced from 7 exons. The record is from RefSeq and is a predicted model, not a curated record. NCBI's taxonomy places the organism in Eukaryota, Metazoa, Chordata, Actinopteri, Characiformes, Serrasalmidae. Bases 392 to 1279 code for a protein of 295 amino acids. Gene Ontology annotation, biological process: mitochondrial respiratory chain complex IV assembly.